CUUGGGCAAUGGCGAAGGACAUUUUUCCACGUCUAUUCAUUCCUUUCCUGAUUUUUAUAUCUAUAGAUUUGCCACCUUUUAAAUCUUCUUUGCCGACUGGAUCAUGAGUGCGAAUGGAGUGCUUCGAAAAGAUCAACUCGAACGCAGCCUUCACGACGAGAAAAGGCUGAUUGAGGAGGGUAUUCUCAAGGAAGAUAAUCCUCUCGAUUUCAGCGAGAACUUUCAGAAACUAUGUGGCGCUAGUCGCCGCGGCGACCUCAAGGUCUGCCAGGAGAUGAUCCAAGAAGGAACUAACAUCAACGCCAAAGAUCAAUACGAUUAUACCCCUCUUAUUCUGGCAAGUCUAUGCGGCCACUAUGAGGUUGUACAACUGCUAUUAGAGUCCGGUGCUCUAUGCGAACGAGAUACCUUCCAAGGUGAAAGAUGUCUAUACAAUGCUCUGAACGACCGAAUACGGAACUUGCUAUUGUCAUAUGACUACUCGAAAUCUACAGACCCAUUGCAACCUCUGGCUUCACACUUGACGUCACUGUUGACCAGAGAACAUCCCAAGACGUCUGACAUUACUGUGGUCACACCUACGGAGUCGUUUCGUCUACACAAAUUCAUACUCUCAGCACGAUCACCCUAUUUUAAAAGCAAACUGGCAUCAGCACCGGAUACGCCAUCAUGGAAGCUACCGCCAACCAUCCCUCCACAAUCCUUUGGCAUUGCCCUGAAACAUUUGUAUUUGGGAGAACUGCCUAGGGAGGUAGGUGGCGGACCCGGGACCGGUUUUACAGACUCAGAAAUCCUUGCUGGGCUUGAUAGAAUCAGCAAACACCUGGAAAUUCAAAGUCUAUCUCACAUGGUCCUGGACAGCAGCGAUCGCCGUUUGGCCAGGCAACGACGGCAAGAUGAGGUUGAAAAGGGCCGAGAUCAAUUGGAACAAUGGUUCCGCGAAAAUGUGCUGAGGCACUCUAUUGAGAUUGACAUGUCUCGGGCAGAAGAUGUAAAGUGGGACCGAGACAACGGUAUCUUUGCUGACAUCCUCCUACGCGCUGACGAGGACGAGCAAGAUGCAACCGAACAUAUUCAAGACGACUCGUCUCUUCAAAGGAUACGAUCAUCGACCAAUGCACUGGGCAUUCCUCUUGACCCGUCCUCCAAAAUAUCUCGCUCACCAUCUCGGUCCCGGCGGCCUCGCAGGUCCAAGAUCUACCCGUGCCACAAAGCCAUGCUUAUACGUUCCGAAUUCUUUAUGACCAUGUUCGACUCGUCCUUUCGCGAGGCCCAGGACACCCCCCACCUUCAGAUCGUGCCGAUCGACUGUUCGCCAGAAGUCCUCGAGAUUAUCCUAACCUUCUUGUACACGGAAAAAGCCGAUUUUGGCCUCGACAUCGCCGUCGACGUCCUCUUCUCCGCGGAUAUGCUGUUCCUCGAGAAAGUCAAGGCCAAAGCCGCCCUUGUAAUAUCCACACUAGGUAACGGCACCGCGACCGCGAUGGCGCCUGAGGCCGACCAGGCUCGGCAAGAUGAGGAGAUGGACAUCUACGAAAUUCUCCGCGCCGCAUGGCUCACCCGUGUCCAGCGCCUCGAAGAGUUUGCGGCCCGCUACAUUGCUUACCGGCUGGAGGCAUAUAUCGACGAUCCGGAGUUUGCUGAACUGGUCAAAGAAUCUGCAGGGCGUAUCAGUGCGCGUCAAGAGACCGACUCGAUUGAACUGCUCGAUGAUAUUAGGUACUACCUGUCUGAGCGAUUCCGGCUGCGCUUCGAAGAUACUCAGCUUGAGGAAGUCAUGGAUGAGGAGCAGGCUCUGGCGGAAGCACUUAGCCAGACGCACGUCGUGGCCGAGACCGACGCAGGCAAGAUGUCCGUGCCAUUGACAAACGGGCAAUCUGAAGUGCCAGAACAUGAUCAUGAACAGAAGAAGCAAUCCGCUGACGAUGAGGGCGUGGACAUGACCUCGCCUGCAAAUGCACAAGUCGCCGCCGAGGCACUGCUCCAGUCUGGUGCGGUGCGGACUUUGGACGGAGAACUAGCCGGUGAUGAGUUCGCUGCUGAUGCUGUCAAUUACCAGAUUCUUUUGGGCAAGAUUGACUCGCUUCUGGAAAAGCUGAAACUCGAUGCUUGAUCGUUCUGGCCAUUAUUCUGGCUACUUAUACUUUGGACAACGUGGAUAGCACGAGGAGAUUCUUCGAUCCGAGAGCACUUAGUUAGACAUGAAUCACGACUAGAUCAAUGACACUUUUCACGAAUUUGCUACUGAGGCUAGAGCACGUAGGGCAUAAGCAUUCCCAGCCACAGAUAUUUGGGAAACGUGUUGACAGUAUCAAGAUUUGUCAUUC
Messenger RNA from Exophiala viscosa, 2327 nucleotides. RefSeq lists its product as uncharacterized. The transcript has 3 exons. Gene Ontology annotation, molecular function: protein binding. Bases 104 to 2113 code for a protein of 669 amino acids. Gene Ontology annotation, cellular component: cytoplasm; ubiquitin ligase complex. The record is from RefSeq and is a predicted model, not a curated record. Lineage: Eukaryota; Fungi; Ascomycota; Eurotiomycetes; Chaetothyriales; Herpotrichiellaceae.